Molecule: messenger RNA, 2628 nt
Organism: Hansenula ciferrii
Lineage: Eukaryota; Fungi; Ascomycota; Saccharomycetes; Phaffomycetales; Wickerhamomycetaceae
Gene: TPS2
Product: trehalose-phosphatase TPS2
Exons: 2
Coding region: 1-2628 (875 amino acids)
Biological process (GO): fungal-type cell wall organization; cellular response to heat; trehalose biosynthetic process
Cellular component (GO): alpha,alpha-trehalose-phosphate synthase complex (UDP-forming); cytosol
Molecular function (GO): catalytic activity
Source: RefSeq, a predicted model, not a curated record
AUGACGAACGAUACCCAGCAAAAGUUUGUCUACCCAAAGAUCGAAAACUUCAUCAAACCUGAAGAUUACAAGAAUAAGAAUGUGAGCGGUAGAAUAUUGAAUGCCUUCACCACCAUUCCAAACACCAUUUAUAGAAAAGACGCUGAUGAUGAUUGGGUAAGUAAAGAUCUAUAUAAAGUUAGACAUUUAACUGGUAAUUCUGCCUUAUUAUCAUCUUUUAACUAUCUUGAUCAAGAAACCAAAUGGGAAAACCAUCUCAUCGCUUGGACUGGUGAAUUAAGAAUUGAAAGUACUGAUAUUAAUCAAGAUGAUGAUUCUUAUUAUCUUGAUAAUGAAGAUAAAGAAAAUAUUGAAAAAUUAAUUUCAAAAGAAAAUCAAACUGAUAAAAUUCAUCCUGUUUGGUUGUUAAGAAAAGAUCAACAAAGAUGGAGAAAAUAUGCUGAAAAUGUAUUAUGGCCUGCUUUCCAUUAUAUUAUGGGUGGUGCUUCAGAUGGUAAAGAUGAAUCUCAAUGGUGGUAUGAUUAUGUUAAAUUUAAUGAAGCUUAUGCAAAUAAAAUCUUACAAACUUAUAAAGAAGGUGAUAUUAUUUGGAUUCAUGAUUAUUAUUUAAUGUUAUUACCUCAAUUAUUAAGACAACGUUUACCAAAUGCAAUUAUUGGAUUUUUUAUGCAUUGCCCAUUCCCAUCAAGUGAAUAUUUCCGUGCUUUACCUAAAAGACAACAAUUAUUAGAUGGUUUAUUAGGUGCAAAUAGAGUUACUUUCCAAAAUUAUUCAUUUGCAAGACAUUUUAUUAGUUCUUGUAAACGUCUGUUAGGUUCUGAAACUACACCAAAUUCUAUUAGUGUUUAUGGUAAUACAGUUUCUGUUGAUUCUUUACCAAUUGGUAUUGAUGUUGCCAAAAUUGAAUAUGAUGCUUUUAAUGAUGAAAUUGAUAAUAAAGUUAAAGCUAUUAAAGAAUUAUAUGGUCAUAAAAAACUAAUUGUUGGUAGAGAUCGUUUAGAUUCUGUUAGAGGUGUUGUUCAAAAAUUACAAGCUUUUGAAACUUUCUUGGAAAUGUAUCCUGAAUUUAGAGAUCAAGUUAUUUUAAUUCAAGUUUCUUCACCAAAUGUCUUACAUUCAACAAAAGUUGAAAAUCAAGUUUCUGAAUUAAUUUCUCAAAUUAAUGGUAAAUUUGGUUCAUUAAAUCAUACUCCAGUUCAUCAUUAUCAAAUGAGAAUUGAUAAAUCUGAAUAUUUAGCUUUAUUAAGAGUUGCUGAUUUAGGUUUAAUCACAUCAGUUAGAGAUGGUAUGAACACUACAGCUUUAGAAUAUGUUGUUGCACAAAAAUACAAUCAUUCACCAUUAAUUUUAUCAGAAUUUAGUGGUACUGCAAGUGUAUUAAAAGAUGCAUUAAUUGUUAAUCCAUGGGAUUCAGUUGCAGUUGCUAAAACUAUUUAUGAAAGUUUAAAUUUUGAUGAUCAAAGAAAAAAUCAUUUACAAACAAAUUUAUCAAAAGAUGUUGUUUCAAUUCAAUCUUGGACAAAUAAAUAUCUUAAAUCUCUUUUAUCAGGUAUUGAUGAUGAUAAUAGAAAAAAAUUAACCCCAACUUUAAAUCGUCCUUCAUUAUUAGAACAUUAUAAAAAAUCUAAAAGAAGAUUAUUUUUAUUUGAUUAUGAUGGUACUUUAACUCCAAUUGUUAAAGAUCCAGCUGCAGCUAUACCAUCUGCAAGACUGAUUAAUAUUUUAAAUAAAUUAUCAGAAGAUCCUCAAAAUCAAAUUUGGAUUAUUAGUGGUCGUGAUCAAGCAUUUUUAGAAAAAUGGCUGGGUUAUAAUCCAAAAAUUGGUUUAUCUGCAGAACAUGGUUGUUUUAUGAAAGAUAUUAAUUCUAAAUGGGUUAAUUUAGCAGCACAAGCAGAUAUGUCAUGGCAAGAAAAAGUUGAAGAAAUUUUUAAUAAUUUCACAGAUAAAACUCCAGGAUCAAAUAUUGAAAAGAAAAAAGUUGCAUUAACAUGGCAUUAUAGAAGAAGUGAUCCUGAAUUAGGUGAAUUUCAAGCAAAAGAAUUAGUUAAAGAAUUACAAGCUACUGUAGCUAAAGAUUAUCAAGUGGAAGUUAUGACUGGUAAAGCAAAUGUUGAAGUUCGUCCAAAUUUCGUUAAUAAAGGAGAAAUUGUUAAAAGAUUAACAUUAACAAAACAUGGUUUCCCACAAAAAACAGGUGCAACUUUUAAUAAUGAAAAUCAUUUACAUGAAGAUUUACCAGAUUUUAUCUUAUGUCUUGGUGACGAUUCAACAGAUGAAGAUAUGUUUAAUAAAUUAUUAUCAAUCGAACAAGAUUGGGAAUCAUCAGAAAAUUUUAAUAAAGAUCCAAAUUUUAAUAAUUUUGGAUUUUAUCCAGUUAGAGUUGGUCCAGCAUCACAACCAACAUCUGCAACAUCACAUUUAAAUGAUCCUCAUCAAGUUUUAGAAACUUUAGGUCUGCUAGUUGGUCAAGUUUCACUUUUUGAAAGUGCUGGUUCAGUUGAAUUAGAUGAUCGUGGUCAUAUUAAAAAUUCAGAACAAAGUCAAAGAUCUGAAGCUGCUAUAAUGGCUCAUAGAUUGAAAAAAACAAAUUCAACAAAUUCAACAAAUUCUUUUAAGAAUUCAAAUUGA